GUAGCAACACCAACAGCUAGCUAACUUCACGUAAUUGACCGGCAAGAAAAUCAAAGGAACUAAGGAAGCACAACGAAUCCACGGUAUACUUAUUGACGGGUUUGUGUGAUAUCGUCGUUUUACGAACGAAAAUCACUUUAAAAAGUAGUUAUAGCUCAAGAAUGACUGAUUCCAAAUUACCACCCCCACCAGUAAUGUGGGCCCAAAGGUCUGCCAUGGUAUUCCUUACCAUUAAUCUAGAAGACGUAAAAAACCCUGAUAUAAAAUUCACAAAAGACUCUGUAUACUUCCGAGGCAUAGGAGGUGUCGAUCAAAAGGAAUAUGAAGUCACAAUCCCAUUGUAUAAAGAAAUUGACCCUGACACAAGUAAAAGUUUUAACAGAGGAAGGUGUAUUGAAAUUAUUCUGGCCAAAAAAACACCAGAUGAGCCCUACUGGCCGAGCUUGACCUCAGACAAAAAGAAACACCAUUGGUUGAAGUGCGACUUCAAUAAAUGGCAUGACGAAGAUGAUUCUGGUGAUGAGGGUCUUGGUGGUAUGGGCGGAGGUGAUUUUGAAGAAAUGAUGAGACAAAUGGGGGGAUUAGGUGGUGGAGGUGGUGGUAAACCAGUUUUUGAUGAUCUUGAUGCUGAAGAGGGAGAUGAUUCAGAUGAUGAACCCAUCCCCGACUUAGAGUAAUAUAGGUUACCCUUAAUAUUAACUGAUAAUAAGUUAUGAAGUUUUUUUCUUACGAUUUUGUAUUCCUUCGAAUUGUUGUUUAAUAAACAGGUUAAAAAACUGGA
This is a messenger RNA of Anthonomus grandis grandis, 781 nucleotides long. RefSeq names its product co-chaperone protein daf-41 (gene p23). The record is from RefSeq and is a predicted model, not a curated record. The transcript is spliced from 4 exons. Gene Ontology annotation, cellular component: nucleus; cytosol. The coding region runs from base 162 to 677 and encodes 171 amino acids. Gene Ontology annotation, biological process: chaperone-mediated protein complex assembly; protein folding. NCBI's taxonomy places the organism in Eukaryota, Metazoa, Arthropoda, Insecta, Coleoptera, Curculionidae. Gene Ontology annotation, molecular function: protein-folding chaperone binding; Hsp90 protein binding.